AUGGCGGAGCAGCAGAGACUCUGCUUCAAAGGAUUGCUGACUUUACACCUUUUUAUUUCCCCCUUUUUUUCCCCCCAGAGCAUACAGGAAAUGGGUAACACCAAGGCCAGGCAGCUUUAUGAAGCCAACCUUCCAGACAGCUUCAGAAGACCUCAGACAGACCAAGCAGUUGAAUUCUUCAUCAGGGAUAAAUACGAGAAGAAGAAAUACUACAACAAGAAUGCAAUCAUUAGAAGCAGUCCGAAAGAUGGUAAGAAGGAGAAGGAGCCGGACAGAGGGAACAAGGUGUCUUCUUACACCAAGAGUGAAGAGUCCAGGCCAGCUCCCAAAAUAAGUCCUGCAAAGUCUUCAGAGCCCCCUGUGAACCUACUAGGCCUUGACACGCCCGCCGCUGCAGCAUCAGCUAACAAUGGUAGCACAAGCACAAACCAGAACAAUGACCUGGAUAUAUUUGGCCCCAUGGUGUCCAACCCUCUGCCGUCAUCCACAUCUGCAGCUCAGUUUUCUCAGGGGAGCUCCGGUACCACGGCCAGCACUCCGACACAAGCUCCGGCUGCGGGCUGCGUGGGGGGCGGAGCCAGCUCAGGGUCAGGGCAGGCCGACCUGGACCUGUUCAGCGACAGCAGUAGCGCCGCUAAAGCCGAGGACGGGACCAAGAAGCCGCUGUCCAAGGACUCGAUUCUGUCGCUGUAUGGAACAAACAGCAUGUCCCAGCAAGUCCCUGCUGCCGGGAUGUUCAUGGGCCCCUCUCAGAUGCAGUUUCCUGUUCAGGCCACCCCGGGUUAUCAGGCCUUUCCAGGCAUGGGAGCUGCUGUGCCGCCCACCACCGUCAUGGGUGCGAUGAUGGCCCAGAGUGGGGCGGCCAUGAUGGGGCCCAAUCCCGCCAUGAUGGUGGGCAUGACGAUGCCGAACGGCUUCAUGGGAAACGCGCCCGCCACCGGAAUGAUGGGCAUGGCCCCCAGGAUGAUGGGACCCCAGGGUGCGCCGAUGCCUGCAGGCAUGAUGCCCGCUCAGGGGAUGUACGCCAUCCAGCCGGGACAGCAGGCUCCUUGGAACAUGGGUCAGGUGAACCAGCAGAUGUCAGGGAUGACUCUGAACGGCGCCGGGGGCCAGAUGGCCUUCGGUCAGCCUCCUUCAGCCAUGGGCGGUUGGGCCGCCGCCGCCGGAUCCGGUCAGACUCUGAGCACGCAGCUAUGGAAGUGAGCCUUGGAGCGGGUCGGGGGGGGGGGGCCGGGGGGGGGGGGGGGGGCAAAAGUCCCAGAAAGCGCAAAUGAUUAUUUGUGCUUCUCUGGACCUCGCUAUGAACUGAUGCCCCUUUCCAUCACGGACCAGCCUUCAGAACACGACAAUUGUAUCUCUUUCUUUUUUGUUUCCCUCUUUCUCCCUUUCUGUCUCUCUUUCUCUCUAUUGUGUGAGUGAAUUGGGAGAAAUACAGGAUUCCACGAUUGGCAGUUUCUGCCUCCUAACUUUUUAUUUUCCUUUUUUGGAAAAAAAAAAAAACCAAACAAACAAACAAAAAAAAACAAUAACAAAAUAUAAGGAAACAGUCCCAACAUUGACAUAUCAGUAAAGCUGCAGGACCAGUUACACAAGCUUUUAUUGUAUCUCUGUAUCAAUAUCAGAUUAUAGAACAUUUAAAUAAUUAGUAUUUAAAGGGAGGAGGUGACUAUCAAGGCAGUCAGUGCGGCUCCCAGAUGUACAGCGCUGUAUCACCUUCUUUUAAAGUACCUGUGGUUCCCCUAUAAAAUUAAACUGGUAAAGCUGAUUG
Poecilia latipinna (sailfin molly) is the source of this 1768-nucleotide messenger RNA. It is a transcript of the gene smap1, whose product is annotated as small ArfGAP 1. Gene Ontology annotation, biological process: regulation of clathrin-dependent endocytosis. Lineage: Eukaryota; Metazoa; Chordata; Actinopteri; Cyprinodontiformes; Poeciliidae. The record is from RefSeq and is a predicted model, not a curated record. The coding region runs from base 1 to 1203 and encodes 400 amino acids. Gene Ontology annotation, molecular function: GTPase activator activity. Gene Ontology annotation, cellular component: cytoplasm. The transcript is spliced from 9 exons.